This is a messenger RNA of Thyridium curvatum, 2475 nucleotides long. RefSeq lists its product as uncharacterized. The coding region runs from base 1 to 2475 and encodes 824 amino acids. Gene Ontology annotation, biological process: mismatch repair. The transcript has a single exon. Gene Ontology annotation, molecular function: mismatched DNA binding; ATP binding; ATP hydrolysis activity. Lineage: Eukaryota; Fungi; Ascomycota; Sordariomycetes; Thyridiales; Thyridiaceae. The record is from RefSeq and is a predicted model, not a curated record. Gene Ontology annotation, cellular component: MutLalpha complex.
AUGGCCAUUACAGCUCUGUCAGACACGACGAUACGCUCACUCGGCUCAGGGACUGUCAUAAGCACGCCAAUAAGUCUCGUCAAGGAGCUGCUCGAGAAUGCAAUCGAUGCCAAGGCGACCUUUAUCGAGGUCCUCGUAUCUGCCAACACUGUCGACAAGGUUGAGGUCAGGGACAAUGGCACCGGCAUCCAUCCAGGCGACUUUGACCUUCUCGGCCGCCACGGCUGCACGAGCAAGCUCAAGUCAUUUGACGACCUGGUUCAAGUGGGAGGAACAUCGUUGGGCUUUCGCGGCGAAGCGCUCGCCAGUGCUGCCACCUUCGGGGCCGUUUCCGUCACCACAAGGAGUGUCGAAUUGCCAGUGGCAACGAUGAUUCGGUUGAAGGGCCAAGGCCAAGGGGUCAAAGAAAUGCGACAGGUGUGCGCUCCUGUUGGCACAACUGUCGAAGUUACCAACAUCUUCUCGAACUUACCUGUCAGGAAAAGAAUCGCCAUCAGGGAUUGUUCAAAAACGAUAACAAAGAUUAAAGAACUUCUCUACUCGUACACACUGGCCAAUCCAGCCGUCAAGCUAUCCUUCAAGGUGCUGGGAAACAACAAGAUCUCUUGGUCAUAUGCUCCUGGCCGCGAUGCUGGUCUUCAAGACGCAGAAGCUCAGAUUCUCGGUGUCGUGACGAAGAAUCAGCUUCAGUUGACAACUUCAUCUGUCAGAGAGCGCGUACCCGAGUCUCAUCGAAUGAAAUCAAGUAAGGAUGCGUCAGGAUCUGUUGCCUUCCAAGCCUUGAUGCCGAAAGUGAGCGCAGAUGUGCUCACCCUUGGGAAAGGGGCGUUCGUGUCGGUCGAUACGAGACCGAUCUCGCCAGCAACAGGAACGGCGAAGAAGCUUUAUCAAAUAUUCAAGAAGAAGAUUAGAUGUGUAUCCACUCAUCCUGGAGUCGAAACUUGCAGAGAGCCCCUGUUGAUCCUCAACAUCCAGUGCUCGCCUGGUACUUACGAUGUGAACAUCGACCCUGCGAAAUCGGAUGUCCUGUUCGCAGACGAGGAUGCUCUCCUCGGUCCAUUCCAGGAUCUGUGUGAUGAAGUAUAUGGGAAGAUUCGUCCUGUUGAAUCAGUCGCCGUUGCUGAGGCGCUGGACAGAUUUCCAAAUGAAAUUGAUAGUACUGAUGCUGGAGGCGGGAUAGCCUCCGGGGAUCCAGACGAUGCAGCGCAGAUGGCACUUGGCUCAUUGCCUGACGAUCUCCCGGCUGGGGGCAGGGAGCUGGGAAGAGAAAUGUCCUCUGAGGCGAGCGGUGAUUAUGAUCAUUGCAAAACGCGCUUCGAAGUUGUUUCUGAGAAGCAAAACGAACAACUUCUAGCCUCAGUGCCAGCACCGCAAGUGACUACCGAGCACCCUCAAACUAAACUUGUUAUUGACAUUUUCUCGUCUAGCAAGGGAAAAGACAUCCAUGUCUCGUCAAGGGAGGCGCCUGGUCAGCAGCUGCAUGCAGCGGCUUCACAGCACGACAUUGAAGGGAGCGAGCAUCAGCCUACCACGUUUCAAAGGCCCCCCGAACGCGAGAGUUGUUCCGAACUAGUGAAGACUUGGAUUAACAGUAACGGAGACGACUAUUUUGAUGCUGCAGAAUCCACUGGUAGUCUGAAUCCGUGGACGAUCGCCAAGAUGAAAGCACCACAGACCGGAGAAUUCCGAGAGUGUGACCUCGUAUUCACUCCGCCCGAACCAAACCCUCGCAGCUCAGUGGAUGCCUCGACUGAAGGAUCUGAUACGCUAUCGGGCUUACUUCGACGUGUGCCUAACCCUAGUGAUGGGUUGACAUCGAGCCAUCAAGGUACGGGAGCUGAAGACGCUGGGAACGGACGAUAUCAGACCUUCGACAAUCCUGGACCACAGCGGCGAGGGAACAGACGCAGUGGAUUUGACCGAUCAGCACACAACAAUCAUAUGCCUUCAGCGGGAAGGGGGAGUCGGACAAGACCUGCUUUCAACGGAUUACAGUCACCGCCACCCUCGUCCCCGAUAAGAAGUGAAGCUCGGGGAUCGAUGAGCUGGAAGCUGCGUCCGGCCGCUGAUUCUCAUAAAUUCCGGCAAGCGACGCUGUUCUGUGGCGCUGGCCAAGCUUCUGUUCUUCCACCCUCGACGUCAGAAGAGACCGCUGUUCCCAGGACAUCGGCAACAAAGGAGCUUUUGACUAGGCUACAUGAAGAUAGCAGAUUCAGCCCUGACAUAACUGGGACUGCACGGUCUACAAGCGGCGCAAGAAGCUUGAAGAGACUCAAGAGUGACCAGCUGCCGCUGGAGCGGACGCCUCCCGGCCAACACACACGUCAUCUCUGUUGUAACGUCUUCCUCGACUUAUCACAACUCAAACUGAGCACCACAGCGUUUGGAGCUUGUGACCAGUACAUCCUGAAAGGCCACAAUGGCUGGGGAAUGGACACGUCGCUGCGAAAGGCCAUUGCACAGCUGAAGGACUGA